CCUGAAAGUUUCCUGGAAGUUUGCAGGGCGCGGCCGCGGUGUCGGCAGCUGGACCAUGAACGUGUUCCGGAUCCUGGGCGACCUGAGCCACCUUCUGGCCAUGAUUUUGCUCUUGGGGAAGAUCUGGAGGUCCAAAUCCUGCGCUGGCAUCUCUGGGAAGAGCCAGAUCCUCUUUGCUCUGGUCUUCACCACCAGGUACUUGGACCUUUUCACCAACUUCAUCUCCAUCUACAACACAGUAAUGAAGGUGGUGUUCCUCCUCUGUGCCUACGUCACAGUGUACAUGAUAUACGGGAAGUUUCGGAGGACGUUUGACAGUGAGAACGACACAUUCCGCCUGGAGUUCCUUCUGGUUCCAGUCAUUGGCCUCUCCUUCCUGGAGAAUUACAGUUUCACUCCCAUGGAGAUUCUUUGGACCUUCUCCAUCUAUCUGGAGUCGGUGGCCAUCCUGCCGCAGCUCUUCAUGAUCAGCAAGACCGGCGAGGCGGAGACCAUCACCACACACUACCUGUUCUUCCUGGGUCUGUACCGGGCACUCUAUCUGGCCAACUGGAUCAGGCGGUACCAGACGGAGAAUUUCUACGACCAGAUCGCAGUGGUGUCUGGUGUGGUGCAGACCAUCUUCUACUGUGACUUCUUCUACCUGUAUGUGACCAAAGUCCUCAAAGGGAAGAAGUUAAGCCUUCCAAUGCCGAUUUGAGGACCCUCGGGCAGGUGGUCUGUUUCUUUACAAGAACCAAGAGUCAAACUUCUUAGUGUUCUCCUUGGCAAUGGAACCUAAGCAUGACUGGAGUCCCGAAGACUGAUCAGCAUGGACUUCAGCAGAGGACUGACUAGACCACCUACAGCAGGCCCUCCCCGAAACA
Molecule: messenger RNA, 866 nt
Organism: Ochotona curzoniae (black-lipped pika)
Lineage: Eukaryota; Metazoa; Chordata; Mammalia; Lagomorpha; Ochotonidae
Gene: KDELR3
Product: KDEL endoplasmic reticulum protein retention receptor 3
Exons: 5
Coding region: 56-700 (214 amino acids)
Biological process (GO): protein retention in ER lumen; endoplasmic reticulum to Golgi vesicle-mediated transport
Cellular component (GO): cis-Golgi network; endoplasmic reticulum; membrane
Molecular function (GO): ER lumen protein retrieval receptor activity
Source: RefSeq, a predicted model, not a curated record